AUGGGGGGAAUAUAUUAAAAAGAAGAAGAAGAUGAAGCGCGUCUGAAAAAAGCUACGUUUGGUUUUAAAUCAUUUUCUCCCCUUUGGAGGCUUCUGAGGUGUUGCGAGAGCGUGCGUUAAUAUAGAUUCAAAACGAAGACUGCUCCGAUGGCUGAUCCUGAACUAGAAGCUAUCAGGCAGAGGAGAAUGCAAGAGCUCAUGGCUCAACAUGGCACUGGGAAGCAGGGCAAUCAGCAGAAUCCAGAUCAAGAGAGAGCACAAGAAGAUGCUAAAAGGGAAGCUGAUGAACGUAGACAAAUGAUGCUUAGUCAAAUACUGUCUUCCCAAGCCCGAGAGAGAAUUGCUCGAAUUGCACUGGUGAAACCUGACAAGGCUAGAGGCGUAGAGGAUGUUAUUUUAAGAGCUGCUCAAAUGGGACAGAUUGUUGAGAAAGUUUCUGAGGAGCGGCUCAUAACCCUCUUGGAACAAAUAAACAGCCAAACUAGCAAGCAGACCAAAGUCACGAUCCAGAGACGUCGUGGGGUGGACGACGAUUAGAAAGAAGAAGAUUAUGCUGUGCUUUUGUAUAUCUAUGGAGAUCUCACUGUUGAGUUGGUGAGUUCUAGUUAGAUGUUACCGUGAAAUAUGUUUAUUCUGAGUGAAUCUUAAUGAUCUUCCAAAUGGUUGGGAUGUGAUAAAGAGUAAUCUCAAACUGAAACUCUGCAUUUUAUAUUUUGGACAUUUCAUUUGAUUCUAUUCCGACUCUUUUUUUUUU
Brassica oleracea var. oleracea is the source of this 754-nucleotide messenger RNA. RefSeq names its product DNA-binding protein DDB_G0278111-like. The record is from RefSeq and is a predicted model, not a curated record. NCBI's taxonomy places the organism in Eukaryota, Viridiplantae, Streptophyta, Magnoliopsida, Brassicales, Brassicaceae. Gene Ontology annotation, cellular component: cytosol; nucleus. The transcript is spliced from 7 exons. Gene Ontology annotation, molecular function: DNA binding. Bases 148 to 537 code for a protein of 129 amino acids.